AUGGACUCUUUCGUCGAUGAUAAAGCCUUGGUCCAGUACUCGUCCAACUCGGCCCGAAACUUUUGGAAUCGAUUGGUUAUCCAAGCAAGUCAGACCCAGGCCUGUGUCCGGCAUAGUGUUGCUGCAUUGAGUAGCCUUCAUGAGUGGAUCGAGCUCACAAAGCGAACUCCCUGGCAGAACCACACCUUUACCCUCUACUACACCAAAGCCAUCACUGAGAUCAAUCAAAGCCAAAGCGUCCUGCCCCUCGAGAUUAUCUUGAUCUCAUGCAUCCUAUUCGCUCACUGUGAUUUCCUCAUGGGUGCGUCCGCCGCGGGUCUCACACAUUUGAAAUCGGGACAUCGCAUCAUUUCCGAGAACAGAAGAAGACAAGCCUCAAUUGCACCAGAGAUUGCCGAGUUUAUCGAACCCAUAAUACGUGGCUUCAUGGCGAAGUCGGAAAACUACGCGUUGCGAGAAGAGGCGGGACCCAAGGCCGAUCCGGCCAACCCAACGGGGGUUGCAACUUAUGCGGUGCCAGAUAUGCCAGAGGUCUUUGAAGACCUAGCGCAAGCAAACAAGCACUUACAGCAAGCGGUCUACAUGGUCCUUCUUCUUGAACUUGGUAAACCACAUCAUUCGGCGCCAAUGAUCCCAGGUGUCCGCAAAUACGUUGCCGACUGGGCGAGCGCGUUCGGUCGCUGGAAAGCCACCCUGGAACUUGACGAACCCCUCCUGACAGACUGGCAAUUACUGUUGCUUGCUCACCAUCGGAUGGCCCUACUGAUUCUAAAAACUCUCCCUCCAGACAAUGACAGCAACUACAAUCGCGCUGCGGCAGACUUUCGGAUCAUGUUUGCCCAAUUACGGACCUUCUUACGCAGUGGAUAUACUAUGAGGGAAAAAGGGCAGGACAGCAACCUGGUGCUGAAGGUGCAUCUAGGCUUCAUUGCGCCGUUGUACUUUAUUGCUACGCUGUGCCGAGUUCGCGACAUUCGCCGAAACGCACUCGAGGCCUUGCGAGACUUGAAAGUUGUCGAGGGCCAUUGGAACAGUUGCGUGGCUUACGCCGUGGCUAAAACCGUUGUUGAAGUCGAAGAAACAUACAGUGAGACUUUGAUGAGAGUACAGCAUAUCAAGCUCGAAAGUGUCGAUCGAGAGAAAGAUGGAACUCUUGAGCUAAGAUACCACAAGGUGCCAGGAGACGGAACUCACGCCGAUGUUGUGACCAGAAAGAUCACGGAGCCUUGCUGUCACCAUGAACCGAACACGCAAUGGCCGCUGCGUAGUGACGGCCAGAAGAUGUUCUCCCUGCCGGGCAUGAUCAGAAAACAUACCGACCGCAAGGGCAGACAACAAUUCCCACAACCAUACCGUGGCGCAGGUUCAGACGACUAUGGUGUCGAGAUGUCAACUCAGCUCAGCUUCCUUCUCGUCAGAGUUGGUAUCACCCAACACAGAAACAGCGAAUGUCUGCCCACCCCCCGGAUCGAUCCAGCUGUCAGCCCUCAUAUUUACGCCAUUGAUGCCGUCACAGCAUCUUUGGUCAUCCGCCCCCAAAAUGUCGCAUGGAUGGGAGACUUGCACAAGUUCCACAGAAUUCCUUCUUCCGAAGCGAUGAACUCGGACUUGGACUCCCUUUCCUAA
Molecule: messenger RNA, 1626 nt
Organism: Fonsecaea nubica
Lineage: Eukaryota; Fungi; Ascomycota; Eurotiomycetes; Chaetothyriales; Herpotrichiellaceae
Exons: 3
Coding region: 1-1626 (541 amino acids)
Source: RefSeq, a predicted model, not a curated record